This is a messenger RNA of Aspergillus affinis, 1080 nucleotides long. RefSeq lists its product as uncharacterized. The transcript has 4 exons. The record is from RefSeq and is a predicted model, not a curated record. NCBI's taxonomy places the organism in Eukaryota, Fungi, Ascomycota, Eurotiomycetes, Eurotiales, Aspergillaceae. Bases 1 to 1080 code for a protein of 359 amino acids.
AUGACUCCCUUCACCGCAGUCAUCUUGACUGUCCUGUCUUUCGUCCAGCUUGGAUGGGCCCAGAUCGGAUACAACGCCAACACCAACAGUCUGCUUUGCUCCAAGCCAGGAGGCCACUACUGCGUCCAUGGCUCCCUGCAAGGCCCUACCAUGAUAUCUUGCGUUUCAACCACCACCGCUGAGAUCCGCUCGUGCAAUAUUGAAUUGGUUAAGAUUCUUCCUCCCGGAUAUAAGGAUAUGGCUAUCUGUUACGAGACCGCUCCUAUCCUCGGCGACGCCCUCUGCGCCUUCAAUGGAACAGGGUAUCCUCGGUCUGGCAAACCGAUUCCGAUCCCUGAGACCGCGCUCUGUACUGCCGGUUCUUCCAACGGGGAUCCCGACAACUAUGGUGAUUCGGACGACAACGGUGCCAUCGACAGCAACAGCGACUCCUCUCUCUCGCCCAAAUACCGCCCUCCCAAACGCUCACAUUCCUUUCCUCUAGAGCUAGAGAGUCCUAAGCCCCAAAUCACAACCACAACCCGUGCCGACAAUGAGAAAGGAAUAAUUCAAACUAUGCCUUCCCUACCUCUUCCGCCCCCGAUUACCCCGUUGGACCCUCUCACUGUGCUUUCAACAUUGACUAUGCAGCCCAGAUCCACAGGAAAAAGUCUCAGUCGGUCUCAACCCCCCUGUGUGCCUCAGCUGCGAGUCCGAGAUCCGAAUACUACUGUUCCCGCAGUCUCGGGCUCGGGCUCGAUCAACCGUGUAUCUUCAGGUCCUGCAUUUGCGGCACUGACAUCCACUCCCACGUCUCCGCCUACUGUCUGGAGACCUCGAUUGGCUGAUAAGUGUACUUGGACUCCGACGCCGAUGUAUAGGACUGGGGCGGGGGUUGUGAGAUCUUCGUCUUCGUCUUCGAGUAUUUCGUCUUCUUCUGAGGUGGCGAGUUCAAGUUCGAUUUGGAGCUCGAGUGUCAAGCCGACGGAGACUUCGGGUGGGAAGAAGUCGAGAGCUGCGGCUUGCUUGGCUCAGAGGAUUGGGGUUGGUAUGUUGGUGGUGUGGGUGCUUGGUUGGGGAGUCGUGUUGGGAUGGGUUUGA